This is a messenger RNA of Mytilus trossulus (common blue mussel), 2217 nucleotides long. RefSeq lists its product as uncharacterized. The record is from RefSeq and is a predicted model, not a curated record. Bases 15 to 1457 code for a protein of 480 amino acids. The transcript has a single exon. NCBI's taxonomy places the organism in Eukaryota, Metazoa, Mollusca, Bivalvia, Mytilida, Mytilidae.
UACCAGAUGACACAAUGCCUACAAAAAUAGCCGUAGAGGAGGCUCCGAUGGAGAUGACGGAGCUAGAAAGAAAGUCCUCUAACGGGAAACCUGAGAAGUUUGAACAGGCUAACCCAGAGACAGAAGCUAUAGAGAAAUGUUGUCCAUGUAUACAUACAGUCCGUCAUAAAAUGUGGUUUAAGUGUUUUGUUUUCCUGAUAGUUUUUGGAUUAGACGCUACAGAUUUAAUCUGUGACUGGUUGUUAUUUAAAGAUGUCUUUCUGACAGAGGAGGGAUUAGUUUAUGGACCUCCUGAACCAGCUAUAACAUGGUCCCUCCUUGCUUUUUCUAUUCUUGGAACAUUUACUUUCAUUUUUGAAAUUUCUAAUUUGUGGUGGGAAGUUUUCCGUGAAAAUCCCUGGAUAGAUUCGGACAUGGCAUCAGCCAUUACAAUUUGGGUUGAGGAUGUUCCCCAGAUAGCUCUAAACGUUGCCAUUGUUGUCUGCAGGGAGGAAGCUAUCAGUUACCUACAGCUUGUGAAGGCAAGUGUUAUGAUUUUUGGAAUAUGUAUUCGUAUAAUUGUAUCUUUAAUUCGUUACUGCAGUAAGAGCAACCUAGCUAAAACCAAAGAAAAGACCAAAUGGGCGAGAACACAUGUUGCAUACAGAGUCUUCAUAAUGUUUGGACUGAUUCUAAUCUUUGCUGGAUCUGUAACAGUUUUCUUUUGUACUCAGUUUGAAAGAAGUUUGGAUGGUGACAUCAAAUUCAACAUUCCACGUACACUAUUUGAGGGGAAGUAUGACGAUGAAAGAUACUUUGAUAAUGUCAGCAUGUAUUUCAAUCAUCCAGUCAUUGAUUUUGAAAGCAGCAUAGAAAAAGCUAACUGGGUCCGUCUCAUUACUUUAUAUGAUGUACGAGAAAAAGAAUCUGAAACUUUUAAAAUUGAAUAUGAUGAAACUACAAAAACCAAGUUAAUAAUCUGGCAGACUGGAAGUUCUCAAUUGUUAGUUGCAAAGGAAUGCUACACAAUGGACAAAACAGCGAAAACUGUUACACGAGCAACUGGGACAUGUAAUUCAAAUUUUAUCACUGGGAAUAGAGUGAAAUUCAUCUUCAAAUUCACUUUCAUCAAACCAAAUGUUCCAAAUCUAAUUUUUGGGGACAUCAAAUUUAACACAAAGGUUAACGAGACAAACAAAGCUUGCCAUGACCCUGAUAUCAGGAUCUUUGAUGAUAUAAGGAACCGUAAAGUUGGUGCCGUGACCCACCCAGUGAUUCAUUAUUAUAGAACACAAUCAACAGCUUCACAAGACCAUCAUACAAUCUGGACUACUGGACAAUCAGCACGAUUUUUCAGAGUAAAAUCAGACUUAAUCGAUAUAACAACCGUUUGGAAGACAGGAUUUGGAUACUGUGAAAGUUCUGGUAGUUUAGCCCCCCACCACAAGACAGAUAUAGGAGUGGACUGUAAUUCAUAAACAUACUGUGUAUUAUCUUUACAUUAAUGUUAAAAUAAAUCACUUUUCAUACGGAAAAAUUUCCUGCAAAUGGAAGGAAAUAAAUAAAAGUAGGGUAAAGGGUCAGUGCAUGGCAAACCAACAACAUCUAAAUGAUAAAUCACCUGAUAACUGAAAGUAAACAAACAAGAAGUGAAAUUUAAAAAAUAUAUAGAUAAAUACACAUUACGAGAAAAGAAAUCUAAAAGUAAACUUAAUGGAUUUCUAGAUAAUCUAUUUAAAUGUAAUCAGUGCUGUUUUGUUGCUGUCUCUUUGAAUACUUAAGUAACCAUAUCUCCUUUUAUCCAUACAUGUUGGAAAAGUUUGUGUGCAAUAAAAUUGAGAAUGGAAAGAGAAUGCGUCAGAGACUACAACCUGACUAAAGUGCAGAAAACACACAAAUCCCACACCUUGAGAUAUUCUUCAGCUGGCCCCUAAACAAAAAUGUGUACUAAUUCAGUGAAAAUGAACGUAAGACUCAACUCCAAAACAUAUAAAUGAAAAACAAAAUAUAAAGAUCAUACAAGACUUACAAUGUCCAUAGGCUUCUAACCUGGGACAGGCACAACAAUGUGGUGGGGUUAAACAUGAUAAGUUAGAUCUCAACCCUCAAUAUAUAUAUGCAAAACUGUAAACCACAACAGUUCAUGUGGUGCAUAAAAUUCCUUAGCCAGAAUCUAAAAAAUUUAUAGUAUAACUAAUCGCCGUAUUUGAAUAUCAAAAAUAAGACAACGCUUGACUG